CUGCCUCCUUCCUCGAUGCUCAGCAGCGAGUCUCUUCUGAUACUUUCUUUUGUUCCUUCUGUCCUUCCUUCUGUCCUUCCUUCUGUCCUUCCCCCUGUCCGCCUCAUUUCUUCCCUGUAUCCUAUGCGCUAUUCCUUGUGCUCUACUGUAUGUGUAUGUGUAUGUGUGUGGUCCUGUCUCAUCUGCGUUCUGUUGCAGCGGCGCCCUGCUUCAUCAGCGUCUGCCUCAUACUUGUCGUGCGGCAUCAGCGUCGCUCUCUUGCAGAGUUUCAGCGGCACGGUUGACGGAUUCUCUCAGCCAUGAAAUGUAUUCUUAUUGACAAAUGCGUAGAGUCAGCUUCGCUUCAGAUCAAACUCUAGUAUCGCGACUUGUAGUUAAACUGUUGCACGGACGGUUCAGAAGGCAGUGGACCAGAUCCCAAGGAUUAGUGUCUGUGUGUACUGAGUGUGCUGUACAAUCUUGAGACUAAAGGAGCCGGUUCUUACCUUCAUCUUGAUCAAGUACCGGA
Messenger RNA from Polychytrium aggregatum, 508 nucleotides. RefSeq lists its product as uncharacterized. The coding region runs from base 16 to 303 and encodes 95 amino acids. Lineage: Eukaryota; Fungi; Chytridiomycota; Chytridiomycetes; Polychytriales. The record is from RefSeq and is a predicted model, not a curated record. The transcript has 2 exons.